This is a messenger RNA of Pseudozyma hubeiensis SY62, 5379 nucleotides long. RefSeq lists its product as hypothetical. Gene Ontology annotation, biological process: DNA-templated transcription. Gene Ontology annotation, cellular component: RNA polymerase I complex. Bases 1 to 5379 code for a protein of 1792 amino acids. Lineage: Eukaryota; Fungi; Basidiomycota; Ustilaginomycetes; Ustilaginales; Ustilaginaceae. The record is from RefSeq and is a predicted model, not a curated record. Gene Ontology annotation, molecular function: DNA-directed RNA polymerase activity; DNA binding. The transcript has a single exon.
AUGGACAUCAAGAAGCCCAUCACCUCGACCAUCUCCUCGGCGUCCUUCUCCUUCCUCACCGCCGAGGAUAUCCGCAGAAUCUCGGUCAAGCAGAUCAUCAACCCCGUUCUGCUCGACACCACCAACCAUCCCAAUGCCGGCGGUCUCUACGAUCCAGCCCUCGGGCCCAUGCGCCCCAACGACAUUUGCUCCACAUGUCACCUCAACUCUUUCCAGUGUCCAGGUCACUUUGGGCACAUCGAAUUGCCUUCGCCCGUCUUCCACCCGCUUUUCAUGGGAAACAUGUUCAAUCUCUUGAGAGGCACCUGCUUCUACUGCCACCGAUUCCGCGCCACGCUCGUCGUCCUCACCAAGGUCAUUGGUCGCUUGAGACUGCUCGAAUACGGUCUCGUAGACGAUGCAGAGAACAUUGAAAGCGAGGAGCCGCGCUCACAUACCAAGCUCACUGAUCUCAACGACGAAGAUCUCGAGAGCGCAGACGAAGACAAAGACGCCGAUGAGGGUUCCAAAAAGUCCAAGCCCAGCAGUUCCAGGCCCAAGGGCUUCCAGGGCGAGACCCCCGCCGAGUUUGCCGAGCGCAUCAACAAGCAAGUCAAGGAGCUCAUCAAAGCGGCCAAGGCAAGCGGUAAGGCUCAGGUUGAGCCCGAGUCCGGCAGUCUCGCCUACACCGCCCGCAAGAAGUGCAUCAACGACUUCAUGAAGGACAUUCACAAGAAGCGCUGUGGCCAGUGCAACGCCAUCAGCCCCAACGUGCGUCGCGACGGUUUCCUCAAGAUCAUGGAGAAGGCUCCUCUCCCCAACGAGAUCGCCUCCAACGAACAAAAGGGAUACCUGCGCGUCUCGCCCGUCAAGCGAGUAGCCGCCAUCGAACGUCGCCUUGCCUCUUCCGCCGCAUCUACCUCUGCUUCCACGGAUGCCGAAGACGACUCGGGCAUCGCGUCCCAGGCCAUCUCUGCUGAGAAUGCCCCCAAGGAGGCUGGCUACCGUGUCAUGCCUGCCGUCGAGUGUCAAGCGCAUCUUCGCCUCCUCUUCAACAACGAGGGUCCCCUCUGCUCGCUCAUCUUUGGCCGCAACGGACCGUUCCGACUCGGCAACUCGGAGAACAAGGUCAAGGCAAAAGUCGGCUCCUCCCUCUGGUCCACGCCCAACGGCGCCAGCGCCGACAGCUUCUUCGUCAGCGUGCUUGCUGUGCCGCCAACACGCUUCCGUCCAGCCAGUAUCAUGGGCGACAUGACCUUCGAAAACUCUCAAAACGAAUUGCUCACCAACGUGCUCAAGACCACCUUCGCCAUUCGAGACCAGAUCACCGAGCUGGCGCGACUCGUGUCCAAGAAAGACUUCCCAGAGCUCGGUCCCGACGCUUCCGAGGCUGACUACCGAGCAGCCGAGGCGCUACUCAUCAAGGGUCGCGAGGAUACCCGUCGCAAAGUGCUCAACUCGAUGAUGCAGCUCCAAGUCGAUGUCAACUCCUUCAUCGAUGCCAGCAAGAACCCCAUGCCCCUGCGUCAAGGUCAGCUGCCGCCGCCCGGUGUCAAGCAGGGUCUCGAGAAGAAGGAGGGUCUCUUCCGAAAGCACAUGAUGGGCAAACGUGUCAACUUUGCCGCUCGUUCCGUCAUUUCACCCGACGUUAAUAUCGAGACCAACGAGAUCGGUGUCCCGCCCGUCUUUGCGCGCAAGCUCACCUACCCUGAGCCGGUAACUGUGCACAACGUCCAGCUGAUGCGACAGCUCGUCAUCAACGGGCCCUUCAAGUACCCCGGUGCCGUCGCUAUUCGCAGCGAAGACGGCACCGAGACGCAGCUCGACAAGCUCAGCGUCGAAGAGAGGACGGCACUCGCCAAUCAGCUGCUGACACCGCAGGAGCAUUCUUCCAAACAGGCUCGUGGCACCUUUGCCGGCCUCGGCAGCUCGACUCGCACGCCAAUCGCCAACAAGCAGGUGCUCCGUCACUUGCGCGACGGCGAUAUCCUGUUGCUCAACCGACAGCCGACGUUGCAUCGACCUUCCAUGAUGGCCCACAAGGCUCGUGUGCUUGUCGGCGAAAAGACCAUUCGAAUGCACUACGCCAACUGCAACUCGUACAACGCCGACUUUGACGGUGACGAGAUGAACAUGCAUUUCCCGCAAUCGCAGGCGGCUCGUGCCGAAUGCUACUACGUCGCCAACACCGACAACCAGUACCUCACGCCAACCAGCGGUAACCCGCUGCGCGGUCUCAUCCAGGAUCACGUCGUUGCUGGUGUGUGGAUGACGUCCAAGAACACGCUCUACACGCGUGCAGAGUACCAGCAGAUCCUUUAUGGUGCUUUGCGGCCCGAAGGCAAGUACACCGGCGGCGGCCGCGUGCUCACCGUGCCGCCUGCCCUUCGCAAGCCAGAGCCGCUCUGGACCGGCAAGCAGGUCAUCUCGACCGUGCUCCUCAACGUCAAGCCCACCAAAGCAGACGGCCUCAACCUCACCUCGAAAGCCAAGGUGGCCGGUCGCAUGUGGGGCAAAGACCACGCUAGCGAAGAGACGGUCAUCAUCGAAGAUGGCGAGCUGCUCCAAGGAGUUCUAGACAAGGCCGCCUUUGGUGCUUCAUCCUUCGGCCUCGUACACGCCAUCUUUGAGAUCUACGGCUCUGAGACCGCCGGCAAGCUCCUCAGCAUCCUCUCGCGUCUCUUCACCAAAUUCCUCCAGACGAACGCCUUCUCGUGUCGAAUGGACGAUCUGCUGCUGAGCAAGGAAGGUGACGAAUGGCGACGAACCACGCUCGACGCUUCAAAGAACCAAGGCAAGGGCGUUGCGAUGAAGACCGUCGGUCUUGAAGGCGAGGACGAGAAUGACCCCGACACUGACAGGAAUCUUCGUAUCCGUCUUGAGGAGGUUCUCCGCGACGACGACAAGCUCGCCGUCCUCGACGGUGAGAUGAUGAGCUCCUCCAACGCCAUCGGCAACAAGAUCAUCGAAGCGUGCCUGCCUGCGGGUCUCUACAAGAAGUUCCCGGAGAACAACAUGCAGAUGAUGACUGGAUCCGGUGCCAAGGGUACCCCCGUCAACGUGUCGUCGAUUUCGUGCUUGCUUGGACAACAGGCGUUGGAAGGUAGGCGUGUUCCGCUCAUGGUAAGUGGAAAGUCGCUUCCCUCUUUCCGUCCAUUUGAGACUUCGGCUCGAGCCGGUGGGUUCGUCAGCGGUCGUUUCUUGACCGGUAUCCGACCUCAGGAGUACUUCUUCCACUGCAUGGCUGGCCGUGAAGGUCUGAUCGACACUGCCGUCAAGACAUCGCGUUCCGGUUACCUGCAGCGUUGUCUCAUUAAGCAUCUCGAAGGUGUCCACAUCCAGUACGACAACACGGUUCGCAAUGCCGACGGCUCGAUCCUGCAGUUCAACUACGGCGAGGAUGCUCUCGACACCACCAAGAGCAAGUACAUCGGCCAGUUUGACUUCACCGCCGCCAACUUCGAAAACUACAACAAGCGCUACGACCCUAAGCAGCUCGGCGAAGUCGUCGAAGCUGAGCUCGCCGCCGAGCACAUGAAGAAGGCGCUCAAGAAGCCGCACAAGUAUGACCCUGUUCUCAGCGUCUACACACCCUCGACGCACUUCGGUUCCAUGUCCGAGAAGUACGCAAAGGCGAUCGAGGCGUACAUCGAGAAGAACCCGAACAAGCUUCUCGCCGACAAGAAGAAGAAGAGCAAGAAGCGCAAGUCCGAAGCCGCCCAAGACGAGACGGUUGCCGUGGAGAAGCUUCGCUUUGCCAAGGAGAAGCUCGGUGUCGAGGCCUUCCGCGCCAUGUGCAAGGUGCUCUACCACCGCGGCCUCGUCGACCCGGGUGAAGCGGUGGGUCUGCUUGCCGCCCAGGGUGUCGGUGAGCCUUCGACCCAGAUGACGCUCAAUACCUUCCACUUCGCCGGUCACGGUGCCGCCAAUGUGACGCUAGGUAUCCCGCGUCUGCGUGAGAUCGUCAUGACCGCAUCGCAGCACAUCAAGACGCCCAUCAUGCGUCUUCCUGUUCUGGAAGGUAUCACCCCCGAGCAGAUCAAGAUGUUCUGCAAGGACGGCUCGCGACUCGUGCUCAGUCAGGUCGUCGACGAGGCGAUCGUCACGGAGAAGAUCUCGCCCAAGUCCGAGGAGACCGGCUUCCACCGCCAAAAGACCUACACGGUGCGUCUCAACUUCUACCCUGCCGACGAAUGCAGCGAGGAGUACAACUGCACCACCUCGCACAUCCUGCGUGGUCUGCAGGAGACGUUUGCGCCCAACUUGGAGAACAGCAUCAACAACGAGAUGCGCAAGCAGAAGCGAGAGCACGCGCUGCAGGCCGCCGCCAUCGGUAAGGGCCAGGUGUUCUCUGAUAACGCUCCGGCUGGUGGGAACGCGGACGAAGACGGAGAGCGUGCCAACGGUGUCAAUGGCCGCAACCAGACGCAAUCUCGAGGCAACGAUGCUGAUUCGGACGAUGAGGAGGAUGCAUCGUCGGAUGUUGGUGAUGGCGAUGCCGAUGAUGCCAAGAGGAAGCAAAAGUCUGCCGCUCACGCUUCCUACGAGGAAGGUGAUGACGAAGACAUGGGCCGACCUUCCACGACCGAGGACAUUGAGGCGGCAUUCUCCUCCAACGGGCGUAGCAAGAAGCGCUCGUCCGAAGCGAUGGACGUCGAGUCCGAUGACAGCUCAUCCGACGAUGGCUCGAUCAACGAGGAGUGGGCCGAGCAGACCUCUGCGCUCGAAAAGGCGCUGCAGGAAAACUCCAAGUACAUCAACGCCUUCCGCUUCGACGACGUCAAAGCACGAUGGGCCGAGUUCGACCUCACCCUCGCAACGCAGUCGCAGAAGCUGCUGCUGAUCAACAUCGUCGAACGCGUCUGUCGACAGUCGGUCAUCCACGAGAUCCCCAACAUCGCUCGCGUCAUGAAGCCGCCUCCCAAAGCCGGCGAGACGGGAGUCUCCCUCACGGCCGAAGGUAUCAACUUCCGCGAUCUGUGGGACUUUGGUUUCGGAGUGGUGGAUCUCGACAACCUCUACACCAACGACAUCGGUGCUGUCCUCCACACGUACGGUGUUGAAGCUGCACGUGCAGCCAUCGUUGCCGAGAUGCGAGGCAUCUUCGACACGUACGGUAUCGCUGUAUCGCCGCGUCACCUGUUCCUCAUUGCCGACUACCAGACGGCGGCAGGUGGAUUCAGACCGUUCAACAGGUCCGGUAUCGCGGAAUCGUCGUCGACGUUGUUGAAGGCAUCGUUCGAGAUGACCAUGGCGUUUAUCGGUGGGUCGGCGUUGCAUGGUGAGGUGGACACGUUGAAGACUCCCUCGAGUAGGUUGGUGGUGGGUAGGCCGGUGAGCUCGGGUACGGGAACGCCAGAGAUCAGGUUGGCGUUGCCGAGUGCCAUCGCUGCUGCAUGA